Messenger RNA from Plasmodium cynomolgi strain B, 2661 nucleotides. RefSeq lists its product as hypothetical. The annotation marks the transcript as partial. Lineage: Eukaryota; Apicomplexa; Aconoidasida; Haemosporida; Plasmodiidae. The transcript is spliced from 2 exons. The record is from RefSeq and is a predicted model, not a curated record.
UUGCAAAAGUGUUCACGCUAGCCACUUCUGAGGCGGAAAUAAAAAAAUUUUUUUCUCUCAACAAAGAUGAGAAGACCUGUGAUUAUUUAAUCGCCAAGGGAUCCUUCAUGACGAACCUGAGUACUAACAAGUGUUACAAGAAGACCUUCUGUGGGGUUAUCCCUCACGAUGAUUACAUAAACGAGGAGUCCCAGAACAAACGGGAAGGCGACUUAAUCCAUUGCGCCUACAUGGAUGACAAACACAUCGUUAUUUACCACGUGGGGAAGCCACAUCUCCUCAAGCCAAACGUUGUGUACGAAGAAAUAUUUUUCAAAGACAGUGAAAAAGGAUCUAUCAGCUGUCAUGCCAUGAAUAUUAGCCUAAGGUAUGUAAGCAUCAACACGAGUGGCAACAACAAUUGCAUACAGGAUCACUUACAGGACUAUUUGAAAAAUUUGUGCAAUGAGAAGAAGUCUUGCGAAAUUGACUUUACAAAGGUGAAGAGCAAUGGCUGCAUCCUGGGGUCUGACUUCAUCAUCCAUGUUAAAUACGAAUGUGUUGAUAUUUGCAACCAAAAGGAGAAUCAAACAUGUGAUAUAUACAACGGAGAGGGACGUAUAGCUACUUGUAGUUACGGAUAUAACAUGCUUUCAAGUGUUAACAAUUUUUGUGAAAAAAACUACACCUGUAAUGGUACCAUAUGUUCGGUAAACCAGUUCUGUGAUGAGACAACCAAAUCGUGCUUGUGCAAAACGUCUCUCCUUCCGUUGGAGAAAAAUCAAUGUUUUUAUACUAACCUGUGUGAUGCGAUUAAAUGUCCUGAACACUCCACCUGUGUUGUUAACAAUAACUCGAAGAAGGCAGAGUGCAGAUGCGAUGAAGGUAAGUAUUUACACAAAAACAGAUGCUAUGAUAUAGAAGAAAUGGAGAAGGUCAUAAAGGCACAGACUACUCCUCAUCACAAACCAUACAAAAAUGAGCUCUUCAUCCGUUCGGCUUUAAAACCUGAAUAUAUUUACAUGCAUUGUGAAGAAGGCUACACCAUUGAGGUGGUUAACGCAACUAUCUCCUGUUACCACAUCACGUUCAAGGAGAACAAAAUUAAGUAUAUCACUGAUAGUCUGCGGGAGGUUUGCAACGGUAGGAAUAGGUGUGCCUUUGGCAACAGUGUAGACCAGGUAUCCCCCCUAGACAAGGAUAAUAUCUGUGGUACGAAGGGAACCAUUUAUCAGUACGAGUACAUGUGUGCGGGUGCAUCAGAAGUGGGCACCCCUUCAUCAUUACCUCGACAAGCGUUGAUACAACGAGGGGGUAGUUCCCCACAGAGAACCCACAUCGAGGGGAAGGGAGCAAUUUUUAGGAGCAGAUUCCACAGCCAAAUAGAAUGCCCAGGAGGAUCUAUAAGGGUUAACAAGGCUCUGUUAAAAACAGGUGAUGGGUGUGAAGAUCUAGAUUUAACCAAUUCAGUUAAGGAGUACUGUGACCAGCUCAGCUUUUGUGAUAUCGGAUUAACACACCACUUUGACACCUACUGCAAAAGUGGUAAUUAUCUCUUUGUGCAUUACACAUGUGAGGAUCUGUGCAAAACAUGUGACUCUAAUUCGACCUGCUAUGGUAACAAACACAAACAUAAAUGCUUCUGCAAUAGUCCCUAUGUGAGUAAAAAUAAUCAUACCAUUUGUGAAGAACCAAGUAGCUGUGAUCCCAAGUUAUGUGGAGAACAUCAAACUUGCAAAAUAGUUAAUGGAAAAAAAACAUGCACAUGUGAAGAUAAAUAUCAAAAUGUAAAUGGAGUGUGUGUAGAGGAAAAGGAGUGUGAUCUUGUAUGUCCAUCAAAUAAAGCAUGCUUGAUGGAAAAUGGGAAAAAAGUUUGCAAAUGUAUUAAUGGGUUGACUUUAGAGAACGGGGUUUGUAUAUGCUCGGAUGACAGUAAAAUGGAAGAAGGGAAUUUAUGUAUGCCAAAGAAUAAAUGCAAACGGAAGGAGUACCAAAAUGUGUGCACUCAUGAGAAGGAAAAGUGCAUAUAUGAUGAGAAGACAGACGUUGUGAAGUGCGGCUGUGUGGAUCACUUCGAAAGAAAUGAACGAGGAAUUUGUGUCCCAGUACAGUACUGCAAAAAUUUCAACUGUAACGAAAAUGAAAUCUGCAGAGUUGUAAAUAACAAACCCACAUGUGAAUGUAAAGAAAAUUUAAAAAAAAAUAAUAACAAUGAAUGUAUAUACGAUAAUUUGUGUGUUAUUAAUAAUGGGAACUGUCCGCCGGAUUCGAAAUGUAUUUAUCACGAGAAAAAGAAGCAUGAGUGUGUGUGUCAUAAGAGGGGACUCGUCGCUCUUAAUGGGAAGUGCGUCCUGCAGGAUAUGUGCAUGACUGAUAAGAAUAAAUGCUCAGAAAAUUCAAUAUGUGUAAAUAAUGUAAAUAAGGGACCACUGUGCAUAUGUUUGUUUAACUAUAGUGGUCAAGUCAUAUGGAAAAUUAGCAGGAGCAAACACUUUUACAUUUUCAACUAUGAGUAUCCACCUGAGGGGCAGUUGGAGGCACAAAUUGUUAACCAGGGGGAGAGCAGCAUUUUGUACGUGAAGAAAACGCAAGGUGGGAAAGUCUUCUAUGCCGACUUUGAGUUGAGUCAUGAGAGGUGCUCCUAUGGAAACGUGUUUCCCUACGGUCAACGGAAGGUGGCUU